ACUACGCGAAGUCGGUCGGUGUGGGACCACCGCAUUCUGCUGCGGGGAAGCGGACUUGCGUGUUUUGUUUGCGCCGGCGUGGCCGGCUGCUCCCGUCGUCGGCUUGGCUGCUCAGCUGUGUGUGACAGUGCGAACAGCGGCGCGCACCUGGGGUGACUCUGCGUGAGUGACAAGGCGCUGUCACCCAUCACUUCAGCCUCCCUCGAUCCACCGGUUUCAGUAGCGGUGAGCUAAAGGGUUAAGUGAGGCGCCAGAGCGAUGCUCUUGCCCGUGAUGCGGGGACGAAACUGACGUGCCGGCGAUAUACGCGCUUCUCUCGCCCGGCUGCAUCAGUGUUCGGCGGCGUCUGCUUUUCUGGAGCAAGCGCGAUAGGCGGCCUCAGAGUUGCGGGAGCAAGAAAAGAAAACGAGGGGAGCCUAGCAGACGGCAUUGCUUUUAGUUUCGACUUUUCUGAAGAGCUUGCCUGGCUGCCGAGUUGUGAGCAAUAUAUUUCGCUUGUGCCGCUCCACUUUCCGAUUCGUGGCAGUAGCAGGAAGAGACACACACCCGUUCUUUUUUUCUUUUUUUUUUUUUCACUUCACGCGCUCUGCAUUUUUUUAGUACCGCCACGUGAGUAAAGUGAUCUUCUAGGGGCUUGCCGCCAAGAGCGUAGGAAAGCCCAGCACAAAGCAGAAGUCGUCGUCGUUCCGCUUCCGCUUUCCCAGCUGGAAGCUGCCGGACUCUCAGAGGUGUCGUCUCCGCGUCAAGCAGACGACAAGCCGUUGUUUUGCGCUUGACGCGGCAUCGCCGCUGUGUCCGCUCACGACGAUGGUGGCCGCUUUCCGCCGCCGGCGCGGCAUGCUGCGCCUAUAAUCCCGCCGCGGCGCUUUCCUGGACGAUGGUAGCUCCCUCCGCGAUCUCGUAAUUUACAGGCGCGUGCUGAAAAGGAGGAAAUAAGCGAGACAGUGUCGCGAUGCUGCUGUGGCGACAACGCACCCUGUGGACGUGGAUCGCGGUGCUUGCCGCGCUUUCGUGGACAUGCGGCGCCGACGAGGCGCGGGCGCCCGUGGUGGACAGUGCGUCGCGUGGACACCACGAGGCCGUGCCGCCGGACCCCGACGACCACACGGCGAGCACGGACGACGUGAUCGUGUCGCCCAUCCACCACCACGGACUCGGCGGCGGACACGCGAUCUCCGCCGGACACCACGGCAACGGUGAGCGUGACGGGCCGCCCAAGCGCUUCCAGGUUGCCAAGGUGGACUUUCACCACGUCGCCACACCGUUCAUUAUAUCGGUGUGGAUAAUCAUCGCUGGAUUCGCCAAAAUAGGUUUCCACGUGACGCCCAAGUUGCACUUGAUCUGCCCCGAGAGCUGCAUUCUGAUCGUGAUCGGUGUGGUGAUCGGGUUGCUGCUCUUCUACACGGGCCUGACGUCAGUGGGGCCGCUGACGCCGGACGUGUUCUUCCUCUUCAUGUUGCCGCCAAUCGUGCUGGACGCCGGCUACUACAUGCCCAACCGGUCUUUCUUCGACAACCUGGGUUCGAUCAUGACGUACGCCGUGCUGGGCACUGUGUGGAAUGCUCUUACUAUCGGCCUCUGCCUGUGGGCAGUGGGCCUGAGCGGCCUGUACGGCACGUCCGUGCCCCUCCUGGACGCGUUGCUCUUCAGCUCCAUCAUCUCCGCCGUUGACCCAGUGGCCGUGCUGGCUGUCUUCGAGGAGAUUCACGUCAACGACGUCCUCUACAUCCUCGUCUUCGGCGAGAGCCUGCUCAACGACGCCGUCACAGUGGUGCUGUACCGCAUGUUCGAGGGCUACACGGACAUGGGCACGGAAAACAUAAUACCGACGGACUACGUGUACGGCGUGGCAUCCUUCUUCGUGGUGGCGCUGGGCGGCACGGCCGUCGGCAUCCUCUGGGGACUGGUGGCUGCCUUUGUGUCGCGCUUCACGCACCACGUGCGCGCCAUCGAGCCCCUGUUCGUCUUCAUUCUGGGCUACCUGUCCUACCUCAGCGCCGAGCUGUUCCACCUGUCCGGAAUCCUCGCGUUGACCUUCUGUGGCCUGACAAUGAAAAACUAUGUUGAAGAGAACAUCUCUCAGAAGUCUCACACCACGCUCAAAUAUGGCAUGAAGAUGUUAGCCAACUGCUCGGAGACGAUCAUAUUUAUGUUCCUUGGUGUAUCGACGGUGAAUGACAUCCACGAAUGGAACACCUGGUUCGUCAUCCUCACCAUUGUCUUCAUCACCGUCUUUCGUUCUGUCGGCGUGGUUCUGCUCACGUGGCCCAUCAACCGGUUCCGCGUACACACUCUCAACAAGGUGGAUCAGUUCAUCAUGGCGUACGGGGGCCUUCGAGGAGCCGUGGCCUUUGCCCUGGUGCUGGUUGUCAACGAGGACGUCAUACCGACAAAGAAGAUGCUCGUGACAACUACCAUCGCUGUCAUUUACUUCACCGUGUUCGUCCAGGGCAUGACCAUUGGACCUCUAGUACGCCUGCUCAAUGUGCCACGGAGUGUCAAGAGCCAAAUGUCUAUGAACGAAAGGCUACACACCAGGUUGAUGGACCACUUAAUGGCUGGCCUGGAAGACGUGACGGGGCAGUUCAUGGGCAACUACAAAAUACGAGAUAAGUUCAAGUACUACAACAAUCGCUUUCUGAGGCCGAUGCUGCUCAAGGACCACAGCAUCCGCGAGCCCAAGAUCAUCGAGACAUACUCCAAGCUGAACCUUGCCGACGCAAUGAACUUGCUGAAGAACAACAACAGCCUGGUUCCUGUAAUGAACGGCGAAAAUGGCGUGUCUUUAGCUUCGCUCUUCCGAAGCUACACACAGACCAACCUGAGCAAAGGCGCCGCGUCGGCCAGCGGCGACACGCUGCGCGAGCUCGACCUCCCAGUGGACCGGUCGGCCACCGUGCUCAACUUCGACAUGAACGAGCUGCAGUAUUCGCCCAGCAGCAAGGACUACGCAGACGCCCAGCUGCACCACAUAUUGUCAGACUCCAUGUUCAAACCAUCGAGGAAGGUCAAGCGGCUGUACAAGGACCGUGUGGACGGGUACGAGGACCACCCGCCCUUCCACCAUCACAUGCGCAUGCAAAUCCGCACCUUCUUGGGAGAGGAGAGGCGACGCAUGCGCAAGGCGCGCAACGGCCGCCUGCCACGCCACGAUGGUAACGACGGGGCCCCACUCACCUGCCGACACGUGCACGAACCGCGCAAGAUUCCCAAUGGAGAUAAACCACAGCUACGCUUCAGUCUUCCGAUGAACGGCGACUGUUCGCACAACAUCGACUGCCUAAAGGUUACAGCGCCAAGCAAUUCGACGUCGAAGUCCGAGGUCAACUCGGCCUCGCAGCAUAGCGGGGAGGAUGAAGGCAUCGUCUUUGUGGCUCGUCCGACAGGCGAAACGCCGCCUAAAGGCUCCCCACGCUCGUAUUCGCCCCCGCCCGAAGCGGAGGCUCUGACGGAGACCGAGACCACGCUCCCCUGGAAGCGCGACGACGUGCCUGACGCGGCGGGAGUGCGCGCCCGCUGCGGCAGCGGCGACGGCGGCGUCCGCCAGCGGGAGUUCCCGUCAUGGAUCGACAAUCGCGAGUACAUCGCCUACCAGUCGCCCACGUCCACAAUUAUCGGUCGGUUGGAUCGCCACAAGCGCUCAACUCCGGAUGUCUUCGAGGUGUUCCAACUCAAGUCAUCGGGCGCGCCGGCCGCCCCGAUGGAAGAGGUGACCGAGGAGGACCAAGACGGCGGCUCUACGGAAGUCGCCGGCGCCCUGUCGGAGUUCAGUGGCGAGCUUGCGCAGGCGCCACCGCAGGUAGAAGGCACAGGAGAAGGCCCGCCGUCUACAGCGUCGACAGAACCGCUAACGCCGACUUCUCGUUGGGAAGAGACGGUCAUUGACUUAGAGAGCGACGAUUCCGAGAGCUGUGGCUCGAGGCAUGUGCGGCUGUGAUGUGGACGGCGUUGUUGAUGUUCCUGUGACCCGUGGCCACCACAGGCAGCCCUGGUGGACAAGAGGUCUUGUUGUAGUGGCCCAAGGGCGAGAAACAGCAAGUGACGACAGUGCUUCUCUCUGUGCUUGACAAGCUGUGCUCGACUAUAUCGUACAGUGAGCAUUCGACAUACCCAGCCGUUGACAAGCUACGAUGUUUAUGAUGCUGUUGUCACUUCACUCGUGUGAAGGAUCGGCACAGCGAACUCAUAUACGCGCAAUUCGUGCGCGUCGUCUGUUGCUGUUUUAGCCGUGGUCCAGAUGCGGAAUUUAUUCUAGCUGUAUUGGAUAAUAGGCUUUCUUAUUUUUUUUUUUAUUUUUUUUUUUUUGCGCGGAUCACGUAGUUCAAGUAUCCUCACGCAAAAACUCCCGAAAGGCGUUUUCGUUUUCCGUCCCCAUGACUCAAAAUAGCGGCUUGCGAAUUGUCAACUGUGACGGAAAAUGACACUUUUUAUUAAUUUUAUAUACUAUGUUAUAUCGCUGGAAGCGGUUUUUCUUUUUCGCGCAUGGCACCACGCCAUAUAUAAGGACAGCUGGUGUUGCCAGCGAACGAGGACGUGCGAGAUCUCUGAUACAGGUGCAUUUAUGAAGAGUUGUGCUCUUUCCUUGAGCUUUGUACAUACGAGCACAAAUUCGUCCUUACAGCAGCUGGCAAGCCGUGCCGCACAGUAAUGACCAAUAUCCGUAAGAAGGCUUCGGUGGCCAGAAACUCCGCAAUGCAGGUUUUCUCAGUGCUAUAUAGUUCGCCGGUUUGAUGCCUUGGGUAAAGCACUUUGACAGAAAGCUUGUUUAAUAGGAAGCCUUGACACUCAGGAAGAACGAUGCUGACGCAGCAAUCAGACUGCAAACGGAGAUGCUUCCUUAUAGAUUUUCCGGAGCAUGGUUUGAUGGAUCACUUUUAAGCAGCGGUAACAUCAGCGCAUUCUCUGGUAACAACGAUAGGUUGCCAUGCGCUUCCCAGGAUGUUUCAGACUAGUAAAACAACGGAACAUGCCACGUUUAAUGCCUAUUUCAUUCCCAAACACGUCCCAGCUUGUAAAUGCUUAUGCUGUGGCUUACCGCGGGAGCGAUGCAGGGUUGAUGCCACUUGCUCUACGUUACCAAUAUAUUGAUAUAUGUCCAUACGGCAAGAAAGUUGUUUGCUAGGAUAGAGCACACAGCGCGGUCCAAAAACUUCUUACGGUCGUUACUUAACGGUCUAAGGCCUAAUGUUCUUAAUGGUCUAAUGCUGUUGUGGCAAUCCGACACCAUUUCAGGAAAUAAAUCGAACUUAUGUAGUAUGACUACCUUAGUAGCAGUAGCGCGUAUAUUGUCAGACCCAAAGCUAUCGCGAUGGCAUGCUGUCAUAGUUUGUUCUUCAUAUUACCACACCAUUGUAUGGCUGACAAUGUUCCCAGGUAACGGUAGAUUACAAGUCCUAAGGAACAUAGAAUUCUAGUGUAAUCCUCCAGUAACAUUUAGAUAGUGCGUCACAGAAACGCGAGAACGAAUCUGUUUCUCUGUUCUCUUGGUAUUUAGAUAUAGUGACUUACGUCAUAUAUAUAUAUA
Molecule: messenger RNA, 5524 nt
Organism: Dermacentor andersoni
Lineage: Eukaryota; Metazoa; Arthropoda; Arachnida; Ixodida; Ixodidae
Product: sodium/hydrogen exchanger 3-like
Biological process (GO): potassium ion transmembrane transport; proton transmembrane transport; sodium ion import across plasma membrane
Cellular component (GO): plasma membrane
Molecular function (GO): potassium:proton antiporter activity; sodium:proton antiporter activity
Source: RefSeq, a predicted model, not a curated record